AUGCCUCAACUAAAACUUAAUGAAGAAGACAACCCGAGCGAAGUUUUUGAGUUAAUUUCAAAGCUUGGUGAAGGGACUUAUGGGCGUGUGUACAAAGGGUUACACAAACAGACCAAAACUAUUCUAGCAAUAAAGCAACUUCACUUGACUCCGUUAAAUUUAGAGAAGGAGGUUGAAGAUAAACUUAAAGAAAUUGCCGUCAUGCGACAACUUAAAAAUGAAUUUAUCGUACAAUAUUAUGGGAGUUACUACCACGAUAACUUGCUUUGGCUCGUGAUGGAGUAUUGCAGCGCUGGAAGUGUCAGCGAUGUUAUGCGCAUGCGCAAGCGGGUCCUAAGCGAGCUGGAGAUUCAAGCUAUUGUUCAUUAUUCUUUAUUAGGAUUAUCAUAUCUACAUGAAAAGUUAAAAAUACACAGAGACAUAAAAGCAUGCAAUAUACUGUUAACUGAAGAGGGAGUUAGCAAAUUAGCGGACUUUGGCGUGACUGGAGAAUUAAAGGACGCCACAUGCAAGCGCACGACUGUUGUUGGAACUCCUUAUUGGAUGGCACCAGAAGUUUUUCAGGAAUUGGGAUACGACCAUAAGGCGGAUAUCUGGUCACUGGGAAUUACUUGCAUCGAAAUGGCGGAGGGCCGCCCUCCUUUUUCCGAGUUCCAUCCUGUUCGCGCGAUGUUUAUUAUCCCCUCGAAGCCUCCUUCUACACUUCAGAACAAAGAAAAAUUUUCAAAAGAGUUUAAUGAUUUUAUUGCAAGAUGCUUAAAAAAGAUACCAUCUGAUCGUCCCGAUGCUAAGGACUUACUAGAAGACCCAUUUCUUCAUAAUCUUAAUUUGAACGUGCUAAUUGAAACUUCGCGAGAAGCCAUGAUACUUUUAGAAAGUAAAGGAAGUUAUCUUAGCAGUGAUGAAUGUAGCGAAAGUGAAUAUUCGGAUAAUUCAGAAACCAUUCACAAGAAAAGCCUUUCCGAAUCGUUGGACGACUUGGACGCCGGCACCUUUGUUCUCAAUACCGAUUCGUUAAAACCCGCCGAAAAUUUUACAAGGGCAAAAUCUUUUUCUAUAAAUGGAGAUGAAGACUACGAAUCCUACGAGACAAUGGUGAUUAACCGUAGAGACUCCGGUUCCUCGCUUGAAACUGCUACGAUUGUACAAAAAAAUAAUACAAUUGUUAAUAAAGAAGAGCGCUUGAGCGACGUGCAAAAGUUGCAAAGGAAGCAACAGGAGUAUAUGGCAGAAAUUUCACGGGAUAUUCCACGUAGUUCCAAGUCCCUCACAGAUGGUGAAGAUGACGUCUUUUGUCCAUUGGAAGAACUGCAAAAAUUAAGUUUAGAAGCCUUAAAAUUUAAGCUUUACUCUCUCUGCGCACAUCGUGAUAAAGAGUUAACGCUUUUAAAAAAGAAAUACGAACUUGAAAGGGUUGCAAUCAUGACGACCAUUCAAAGAAGGCAAAAAACCGAUCAAAAAGAAAAAGAUUCAAAAUAG
Molecule: messenger RNA, 1479 nt
Organism: Zophobas morio
Lineage: Eukaryota; Metazoa; Arthropoda; Insecta; Coleoptera; Tenebrionidae
Product: serine/threonine-protein kinase 4-like
Exons: 13
Coding region: 1-1479 (492 amino acids)
Biological process (GO): regulation of MAPK cascade; intracellular signal transduction; protein phosphorylation
Cellular component (GO): cytoplasm
Molecular function (GO): protein serine/threonine kinase activity; ATP binding
Source: RefSeq, a predicted model, not a curated record